Molecule: messenger RNA, 5434 nt
Organism: Saccostrea cuccullata (small rock oyster)
Lineage: Eukaryota; Metazoa; Mollusca; Bivalvia; Ostreida; Ostreidae
Product: menin-like
Exons: 6
Coding region: 40-2190 (716 amino acids)
Biological process (GO): negative regulation of cell population proliferation; regulation of transcription by RNA polymerase II; negative regulation of cell cycle
Cellular component (GO): nucleus; histone methyltransferase complex; chromatin
Molecular function (GO): chromatin binding; Y-form DNA binding; transcription cis-regulatory region binding
Source: RefSeq, a predicted model, not a curated record
AGAGAAAUUAUUUUUAGAGACUAAAUAUUAGCAUUAAAGAUGGCGGGAUUCCGCGAUAGGGAAAAACAAUUUUUCCCACUUCAAAAUAUUCAAGAUGUUGUAAAACUGUUUCGGGACCAGUUGACGUGUGGGGAAGAGCCUAAUUUAUCACUACUAUCUAUUGUUCUUGGAGUCAUUGAAAAUAUUCUGACUGUCAACCGAGCAGUGCCAACAGAAGAUAAUUCUUCAAAUCUGGAGCCGAUAUUCCCGGUCGUUGAACUGCAUACAAUUGAGGCUCUGUAUUCCAAAUUUGAGACACAUAUCAAACGAUCUGUGGAUCUGACCAAAUUUCCGGGUAACCAUGCCACAAGGGAGCUUGUUAAACACGUCUCUGAUGUUAUUUGGGGCUCCCUUACACGAAGUUUUUACAAGGACAAGGCGCAUCUCCAGUCGUUGUACAGUUUUCUAACGGGCAACAAGUUGGACUGUUUUGGAGUAGCAUUUGGAGUUGUGGCAGCGUUUCAGAUCCUAGGAUACAAAGAUGUCCAUCUAGCACUCUCAGAGGACCAUGCUUGGGUUGUCUUUGGAGAAGACCUGGCAGAGACAGCAGAGGUUACUUGGCAUGGAAAGGGAAAUGAAGACAAGAGAGGGCAGCCCAUUACAGCAGGGACUUCAGAGAAAAGCUGGCUGUACUUGAAUGGUCACCCUGUCAUCUGUACCAGACAGAUGGAGGUGUCCUCUAUAGUGAGUGGAAUAAACCCCUCCAUUACUGCCACCACUGACAGCGUGGAGUUAGGCUCACUGCAGCAGGAACUUCUGUGGCUUCUUUAUGACCAAGGGCAUUUAAAAAAAUAUCCGAUGGCACUCGGUAACCUUGGUGAUCUAGAGGAGAUAUCCCCCACAGAGAAUCGACAGAAACCAAUAGAACUAUUUCACGAAGCCAUAGCCAGCAGUCAGGAGUUUUACAAUGACCAGCAUGUCUACCCUUAUACAUAUCUGGGAGGGUAUCUGUACCGGAAACAAGACUACAAUGGGUCACUUCAAGCCUGGGCUGAUGCAGCUUCAGUCAUCAAAAAGUAUAACUACAGCAGGGAAGACGAGGAGAUCUACAAGGAAUUUCUAGAGAUUGCUAACGAUCUGAUUCCCUCCAUGAUGAAACACGUGGCCGGGGAGAACGCAGCCAGGAUUCAUCACACCUCACUUCUGUACAGCCCGGAGAGCUAUGCCAACUUUCUACGAUUCUACGACGGCAUUUGUGAGUGGGAGGAGGACAGUCCUACCCCAGUCCUUCACAUCACCUGGGCCAAACAGCUGGUGUUCUCAAUCUCUAAGUUUGACACCAGUGUAAGAGUCGGGGUGGAGCUAAAAGGAGAAAAUGGGGAUGAAGAUGAAAGCGAGGACAGUGAAGAUGAAGAUAAUAGUGGUGAAACAAAGGACAAAAAUCAGAAUGUCAAGGAAGAAAGUUCACGGAAUAGGACAGAGGAGUCUGAUGUGGAAGGGGGAGUACCCACAGGGAGGGGGAGAGGUGGGAGGCCCAGCAAAAGAAGGACCAUGUCUACAGUCGCAAAAACGUCCACAGUGAAUGGCAACUCAGAGGAAGAUAAGAUAAAGAGUGCUAUUCAAGAACUUGAAAGCAAAGUCGGAGGAGAAGAGAAGGAGGAUAUCAAUCCGAACAUCCCAGACCUGGCCAAAGCCUGCAGCGAGUCCAUUUUGAAUCCCGAGUUUUUGCUGGGAGGUGGAGAACCCUUCACCACGGCAACCACCACAACUUCAGUGACAACGUCAACAUCAGAGGCAUCGUCUAGAGGAGAUCUUGAUGAUUUCCUGAGCAGCAAGUCCAGUGGAUCUCCCUUCAUGGGAAUGACUGUGGACUCCAUGCUGAAAGCGGAGAGUCCGUCUGACAUGAUCAUGUUCAGAAAGAGGCCUCCGUCUGCUCUCACCCACACACCUUCCCCUCUGCUGGAGAACAGGGAGGGACAGUCAGAGACAAUCAUUCCAAGUCCCACUCCUAAUGAACAAGGGCCACCAGUAAUUCUGUGUUUGAGGAGCCAAAAGAUGAAAGGAUUGAAAAAGAUCUUCUCAUCGUCCAAGUUGAAUGCGAGUGCAAUUAAGUUACAGUUGACAGCUCAGUCACAGGUUCAUUUCAAACACAGUAAACGAAGUACGGAUUCCGAUCUAACGACUCACAGAAAGCGGUCGCGGAGAGAGUAAGUGGGAUCUAGGCCGUCUGUCUCUUCUAAUAGGUACCGAAUGACCUCCCUUUUUUAUGUUAACAGGUUGUCUUUCAGCUCAGUGUAGAUCAAAUGUUCACCCACAAGUUCAUCUGUAUAUAGUGAAAUUCAUGUACAUGAAUGUAGCACUCUUUUCUCCAUAAUCACUCAUACAUUUUUAAUCAUAUAUACAUGUACAUCUCAAAUAUUUGUUGUGGCAGACCAAAUCAUGUUACACUUGCAUCAUUGAGUUUUUGGGGUUGCAAUAUAUUGUAGUUUUUGUUUUUUGAGUAUGACAUUGUUAAAUAUUUGUGUGUCUGAACAGUAUUAGAACAGUUUGUCUUCAUUUUCAUGAGUAUUGUGUAAAACGUGCGACAUGUAAGGAAGGGCCCCACACAAUUUAUAUGUACUCUAUUUUAUAACUAAGUUCAAAGAUUUUUUUGUUUCUCCUGUUCCCCUUGUAAAUCACUAAAAAAAAAAAAAAUAACAAAUUUUACACGACAAAAGCAUUUUAUUUGCAAGGUGAAAUUAUAUUUUCUGAAUAGAAACUUUUUUCUUCAAAUGGUAUAAGUGUUUCCUAUUUUGUUAUUUUGCAGUACAUUUUCUAACAUGUUAUAUCUGACAGUUUAAACUCAAACUGGUCAGUGUUUACAUUGCAUCAUAAUGUGAGGCUCUCGCUUACCAGCUAGUUUUCUAUGACCAAAUGACGUUGCAGUUCUGCAAAAAACUUGACCGUAUAUAGAUGAUAGGUUUUUUUUUUUUUGAGUUAUGUAUGUUUUCUUUGAAAUCUUUUUAAAUUACUAGCACCUAGAAUUUCCAAAGAAAAGUAUAUAGUAGCUAAGUUUUGAUGAAUCGGUGUUUAAUUCUUUAAUGUCAGAAGAUUUUAAUAGACAGACUGUACAUCUGUGCUAUGGCCUCUGUGCAUCUGUACUAUGGCCUCUGUACAUCUGUGCUAUGGCCUCGGCACAUUUGUGCUAUGGCCACAGAGGGAGCCUAGCCUUUCAGUGUCUGCUGGACUUUUAUACAUGAUUAGGGCAUUUUUAAAAUGUAUAAAUAUAGGUGUAUUUUUUUCUGCUUGUUUAAUGUAGUGUUCUCCUACUAUAGGUAACUAGACUGUAGAAUUGUAAAUAAUUUACAGUAUUUAAUAUAAUUCUUGGUGCCAUUCUAAUUGCUGCAAUUAAGUGCUAUCUUUAAGACUUCUAGAAAUGAUAACUUUUUUGUGUAAAAGUGCUCUGCAUGAUUUUUUCCUAUUAACAAAAUUUGUAAAUAUUUUUUCUCAGUUAUAUCAUUGUUGAAAUUUUGGAUCAACUUUUACUGAUUGAGAAUUUUCUAUUUUACGAUGUUUUUUGCUCAUGUUUCUUUUUUAACUUUGUACAUACAGCUGUUUUUAAGACUAGCUUGUUGUUAUCUUGUUUCUACGGUAAUAUUACCCUGCCCUCCAUCUUACAAGUUACACAAAAUGUUUAAUGUUAAAAAAUGUGAUGAAGUCAAAUUUUUCGUAGGAGCAGAUGAGUGAUACAAUGUGAAAGAAGUGUAUUUAUUUGAGGUAAUUAUAGUUUUACUUUGACGAUGACUAGUUCUUACAGUCUUACCACAUUUACUGUAGUUGAAAAAAAGAUCAACUGAUUCAGAAUGAAUUUUUUAAUGGUUUAGUGUCAUAAUGUUAAACAUCACAAUGCAGAGACAUUUAUAAGGACAAUUCAGAUAUAAAUUGAUUAAUUUUGAAAAAUAGAUUAUUUACACCAUUGGAAAUGCAUCAAUUGAUUCGGAACCAUUGCAGUGUUAAAUGUAUAGAAAUUAUGAGGAGGAGGGGGAAAAACUGUUGCUAUGGCUGUUGAUUUCUGUAGACAAAUUUUACACUAAAGAUAAAAUUUUUUAUCUGAAAUAUACUUAAGGCAGAUUCUUUUAAAUUUUGGUGAGUGUUGGGUUUUGAGAAUAUCUGAAAACAACAUUUUUGGCUCGUCAGAGUCUUCAGCUCAAUUCCAUAAAGAAAUCUAAAAAGGGAGAUCUUUUUCUGUGAAUUUUUUGUCUACAGAAUAAUGUUAAUCUUUGUUUAAUGAUUAUGCACCGUCCCUUGUUAAGAAUUUUUCUGAUGCAAACCCUGUUAUAACUGUUCUGGAGAGAUAAUUAAUUGACCAAGCAAACUGAGUUUUUCCACUGUGAAAAACCAAAUGUUAGACAUAAGCUUCAAUAUUUAGUGUAAUUUUGUAACUAGUUUAAUCAUGAAUUCAUGUGUUACAUUUGCUUUUAUACACAUUGUCUUUUUAAGAGAAUGUAAAGGAAUUAGAUUAAUAAGUACACUGUAUUUUAUAAUAUUAGCAUAAAGGAUUAUUUUUGUCCCACAUUAUUUUUGCCCAUCACACUAGCACAUGAUUCUACAUUGCUUCUGGGUCUCACAUUUGACUGUGACUGAUUUCUGUGGGGUCAUGGUAAGUGAUGCUGGUCUCCUGAGGGUAUGUCUUAUCCAGCCUUACCCCUGGUGCAAAAAUUUUGUACAAUGAUUUCACCCAAUCUUUAAAUUCAUUCGCAGUUGUCUUUAAUAAAAGAGGGGAAAGUGUUUUAAUGCAUUUGUCCCAUUUUAAAAUUCUCCUGCUGAUAGUGAGGGCAAAAGGGUGAAAAUAAUGUGGGAUAAAAAAAAUCCUUAUAAACGUUAAUCCUGUUUCGCAAUAUUGCUUACUGCACGUCUGAUUUGGUUUCUCUGGAUAAGGUUUUAUAUCGGUGCUCGUUAAAUACGUGGAAGCAGGCAGCUAUGCUAUGUUUGUAUUAUCAGUCAAAAUCAUUGGCUUCCAAAGCUCAUCCUUUGCAAUUUUGAACCCAGUAAUUAGGCAUCACUAAAUUUUAAUCCACUGAAUUUCAAUUUAAUUAAGUAAACAUACAAUGUAAUAUUUGGUCAAUUUUUCUUUGAAUUUUUUGCAAAAAAAAAAGGGGGGGCAAAGGAUUAAAAUUUCAAAUUUGAUAUGACUUUCCUUCGAUGUUUCCAUUUUCACUAUUGCUUAGAAUACAUGGCUUCAUUGUAAUAUACUAUGACUUGGAUGUUAGAAUGUGACUGUAAACUUAGCACUGCACACUGAUUUCUUGAUCACUUAGUUUUAGGGUAUUGUUUCUAGGAGAAGUUGAUCUGAUUUUCUGUUGUUGAGAUUAGCACCGUUGUUGUUGUGUAGAUGUCGGGAUACACUGUCAAGUGUAGCUUCAUCGAUGUUCUGUAUUGUCAUUAUGUUUUCAAUAAAUUUUUAAAAACAAUUAAA